AUGGCAUAGCAAGGAAAUCCCCGAUCACAGUUACUCUAUGACAAGCAGGCUCAACAUUGGACGUCUGCAAGUUUGAUUUAUAUCGAUGAUAUUGCUUUUUAUGCAAAAAGAAACGUUCUGGCUCACGACUGUGGUUUGAGUACUGAAUUAUCUACAAAGAACUUGCCGAUAAAUUGACAUUCUGAAAACUUUCUAAAAUAAAGGACAAGAGCCAUACAAUGGCAUUUAUUUCCUUUUGUCUCCUUGCUUUUGCUUCCAGCUUUGUGGGCACCUGGUGUGCCACUUCCCCCUCUGUUAUAGCAAAUUACUCUGGCCAGGGGUUAAGCACAGUACCAUCAAACCUAUCAUCAUUGACAACCAUAUUAGAUUUAUCUUUCAACUUCAUACACGCCUUGGAAGACGCAGACUUCAGCUACAUGUCUGAGCUAAGACUCCUAAAUUUGUCUCACAAUGCACUUAAUGAACUGGACUGCAAGAUUUUUGAAUUCAACAAAAACUUAGAGUUCGUGGAUCUUUCCAACAAUAGCCUGAAGAACAUCUCAGGUUUGUUUCCAAAGGCUCUCCGCCAUCUUGAUAUUUCUUUCAAUGAUUUCAAAACCAUGUCUGUCUGCGAAGGGUUGUCAAAUCUAUUGCAACUGGAGUAUUUAGGCAUUGGUGCAGCUGAAAUUAAAAAGUCAGAUUUUGAGACCAUCACACAUCUACAGCUACGGUAUGUGCUCAUUGAAUUGCAGAGACUCUCUGGUUAUGAAGCCGGCAGUAUAUCCAUGUUAAACACAGAACACAUUCACAUCAUUCUACCAGGUGGUACAUUUGACCCAUACAGUGUUCUUAUCGAUGCUGUCAGGACAACCAAGUCUUUGGAAUUGUCCAACAUAAGCGGUUGGCAAUUAAAAAACGAAUCGGAGAAAUAUAUGGCAGAUAUCGCCAAUAACUCAAUAGUAACUGAUUUAACCUUGAGUCACAUUAAAUUAGAUUGGUUCCAUCUAAUAAAAGCUCUGCAGUGCAUCUGGCAUUCUUCUGUGGAAAAACUAUACAUUUACGAUCUCAAUCUGUUUGGUUUCGUCACUAAAAUGGAUUUUGACUAUUCGAACACUUCAAUGAAAGAAUUUGUGGUAGAUAAAGCUUCAACAACGGUUUUUUUAUUCAAUCAAGAAGAUUUAUAUCGAAUUUUUGCAGAAAUGAACGUUGAAAAUCUGAGUGUAAUCUCUGCUAACAUUAUUUUUAUGGUGUGCCCUUUGAAACCUAGCACCAUUCAGAACAUACACUUUGAAGAUAAUGCUCUCCCUGAUAAAAUAUUCAGCAACUGCAACACUUUGACCCAACUGAGAAGCCUAAAUUUGGCACAAAAUAAACUAGAAAAAGUGUCAAAAAUAAGUGAAAUGACACAAAAUAUGCCAUCUUUAAAAUAUUUAGACAUUAGCACUAACCCUCUGCACUAUACUGGGGAGGUCUGUCACUGGUCCCAGAGCAUUAUUUGGCUAAAUUUGGCAUCAUGUGAUUUAACUAGUUUAAUUUUUAAUUGUUUGCCAAAAUCUCUCAAAACCCUCAUUCUGAAGAAUAAUGAUAUUACACAUAUUCCCUUGGAAAUGACCAAGCUGGAGAAUUUAAAACUACUAAAUCUUGCUUUUAAUCGUAUGUCUGAUCUCCCCGACUGUUCCUUUUUUACAAGGCUUGCGGUACUCAAUGUUCAAUCUAACAUAAUUUCUUCUCCAUCCCGUGAAUCUAUCAAAAACUGCCAAAGAGUGAAAGAGUUAAACGUAAGACACAAUCCGUUCCAGUGUGAUUGUGAUCUAAAAAACUUUAUUGACAUUGAAAAAAUGUCACCUGGAAAAUUAAUUGGUUGGCCGGACAGCUAUAUUUGUGAGCAUCCUGAAGAUUCCAGAGGGAUCAAUCUUAAAAAUAUAGACAUUCCAAUAGUAUACUGCAAUGUUUACUUACUGAUUGCAAUCAUUGUAUUGCCAAUAAUGUUUAUGGUGGCUCUUCUUUACUGCCUCUGUAAGUACUUUGAUGGCCCAUGGUAUUUAAAAAUGUUAUGCCAGUGGACACGAACAAAGCACAGAGUAAGGAGAAAGAAGAAUGGGUAUGAAGAACUACAAAAGGAGACGGUAUUCCACGCCUUCGUAUCGUAUAGCGAACAUGACGCAUCCUGGGUGAAACAUACUCUAUUGCCAAACUUGGAAAAAAAUAAUGCUUCAAUACGGAUCUGCCAACAUGAACGAAAUUUUGUCGCUGGCAAAAGCAUCGUUGAGAACAUUAUCAACUGCAUUGAUAAAAGUUACAAAUCUAUCUUUGUCUUAUCACCAAAUUUUGUCCAGAGUGAAUGGUGUCACUAUGAGCUAUAUUUUGCUCAUCAUAAGUUAUAUACAGAAAAUACGGAUAAUCUCAUCCUUAUUUUACUUGAGCCCAUUCCUCAGUAUCUGAUUCCUUCAAAAUACUACAAACUAAAAACUCUGAUGUCGCAGAGGACAUAUCUGGAGUGGCCGAAGGAGACAGGCAAACAUGGUCUAUUCUGGGCUAAUUUGAGGGCAGCUAUUAAUGUUAAUUUGCCGGACCCAGAAAGUCAAAGCAGUUCUUCUGUGUCAGAUGUAAGCUCAUAAAUAUGUUACAAAUAUGAAACGAUUUAUUAUCCCAACAUCAGACAUUUUGAUUUAAUCAUAUCUUGACAUUCAGGGUAUAUAAUAAAAAGAAAGUGUUUAUCUUCUUCUUUUUGGCAGUCAACACAUUUUAAAUGUUUUUCUUUACAAAUUUUCUUUUACAUAUAUGUUAUGUUCUUGUUUUUUUGUACACUAGGUUAAAGGUGUAUUUUGUAAGAAUACACAUGCAGUUAUGAAAUAGUUUAUUUGUAUGAUAACAAAGGUUUCUAGUAGCUUUUAAAUGGUAUUGUAUGCCAUUGUCAUUGACCAUUUAAAGAGAUCAACACAGGUCUUUGGGACGUUAAAGUUGACAUGUGACAUGUUUUAUUGGGUCAUUCUAUUUAAAAUUUGCAAUUUGAUUGGUUUGUAUUUCUACUGUAGCACAAUAGACAGAACAUAUUAUCUUAAUAUAAUAUAUGAAAACU
Messenger RNA from Pelobates fuscus (common spadefoot toad), 3058 nucleotides. RefSeq names its product toll-like receptor 1. Bases 219 to 2597 code for a protein of 792 amino acids. The transcript has 2 exons. Gene Ontology annotation, cellular component: plasma membrane. Gene Ontology annotation, biological process: toll-like receptor signaling pathway; cellular response to bacterial lipopeptide; inflammatory response. Gene Ontology annotation, molecular function: lipopeptide binding; Toll-like receptor 2 binding; transmembrane signaling receptor activity. NCBI's taxonomy places the organism in Eukaryota, Metazoa, Chordata, Amphibia, Anura, Pelobatidae. The record is from RefSeq and is a predicted model, not a curated record.